Molecule: messenger RNA, 1645 nt
Organism: Tachyglossus aculeatus (Australian echidna)
Lineage: Eukaryota; Metazoa; Chordata; Mammalia; Monotremata; Tachyglossidae
Product: FXYD domain-containing ion transport regulator 6-like
Exons: 8
Coding region: 102-407 (101 amino acids)
Biological process (GO): regulation of sodium ion transmembrane transporter activity
Cellular component (GO): membrane
Molecular function (GO): sodium channel regulator activity
Source: RefSeq, a predicted model, not a curated record
AGCGGUUCGGUUCAGAGACGGAGCGGCGCACCCAGCCCCCGGCCGGACCCUGGAGAAGCCCCCCAAUCCCGCCCGACCCGGAUUCCCUGGGCCCUGUCCGGAUGGCCCGGAGGGGAGGAGCCAUGGAGACCAUGUUGAUCUUUUUAUGCAGCCUGCUGGUCCCGGCAGUUCUGGCCAGUGCUGAUCCGAAAACAGAAGAAGACCCUUUUCACUAUGAUUACCAGAGUCUGAGGAUUGGCGGCCUGGUGUUUGCUGUGGUCCUGUUCUCCGUAGGAAUCCUGCUCAUCCUCAGUCGUCGGUGCAAGUGCAGCUUCAACCAGAAGCCCAGGGCCCCCGUGGAUGAGGAGAUGCAGGAAGAGACUCUGAUCACCUCCAACGCCACGGAGCCGCAGAAAGCUGAGAACUGAGCUGCAGCCUCAGCUCCCACCACCUGCAGACGGAAGCCUGGAUGGGAACGCUGAGGCUUCAAAGGGCUGGAAACCCCAAUUGGGGCCCUUCCCCCUCUACUGCUCCCCCCGGCCCCCUCCCUCCUCUCUACUCAUCGAAGGCGUCUCUGCCGAUUAACUCCCCCCCCGGCUGUACGUGUGUUUGUGUUUGCGUGUGUCCGUGUCCAAAUGUGCGUGUAUGCUGGCCCUGCCCUGGUCUGUGUGCUGUUCGUAGAACUUGGGCUGAAUUUCAGCAGGCUGGGGAGUCAGGCCUUGCCACCCUGGAGCAGAACCCCCGCCCCCACCCCUCUGAUGCCUCUUGCGGCCCCUCCCUCCAAAUCCACUCCCCCACCCCUCUACCUGUAAGAGCCAUUUGAGGCCGCUGGGCUAGACCCUAAGGCUGAGGAUCUCCAAGCACUUAGCGGGGAAUGGCUCGCAUGGGGCAGAUGCUGGAGAGCCUCAUCUCUGGCCCUUGGGCCUGGUCUGGUGUCUCCCACCCUGGUUCCGGGCCCCUCUUUCUUCCAGCCCCGUUAGGAAGAUGCUGAAAGUCCAGCCCCUCCCUCUCCAGGGACUAUGGGGAAGAGGACAGAGAGAGAGCCCAGGAGUGAGGGUCUCCCUCAGAAAGUCAUCCCUCCUCAAAGCAGGGCAACAGGAACGAAGGUUUCAUCCUUCCGCACACUCCUGGUUUCCCUGCCCCUGCUCUGUGCCAUUUCAGCAAUAACCCUAGCAGUCUUCAACCCCUAGCUGUGCCAGGUCCAGACGGGAUGCCAUCUCUCUGUCGGCUCCCCAGGCUGGUCUGGGCCUCUCUCCUCCUCCCCCCACCCCAAGACACCCCGAAUGUUGGGACGGGAAGCCCAAAGCCUCCCUGGCACUACCUUGGCGGCAGCCAGCAAUCUGGAGAACAUUUCCUCUGACCUUGUGCCCCAGCCCGGCCCUUAGUGUUAGCUGUGCACAUCUCCCACUGUGGUCAGAGUGGCACUGUCUUGUACGUGUUCAGUAUCAGCAUUCAAAUAAAUAAACCCCUCUCCCACUAACGUAUGUGUGUAGAAAACAGUGAGAACCCGAGUGUCAUAAAUCAAAGCAAAAAAAGCCCCCCACCCUCUCUGUCGUGUUUGCGUUUAAACCAAGCAAACUGUGCUGCUGAGACCCAGGACUGUUGUGCUAUGUGUUGUGAACUAGACUCUCCAGGAAAAACAGAAUAAAAUAUCAUUUCUAUGCCA